Messenger RNA from Staurois parvus, 290 nucleotides. The record is from the annotation of a GenBank genome assembly. NCBI's taxonomy places the organism in Eukaryota, Metazoa, Chordata, Amphibia, Anura, Ranidae.
GUUUUUGUUCUUGGGAGAGUGCAUGUGAUCAGCACAGGGCCAAUUAGCUGUCUGUCCAGACAGUCAGGGGUCCUGCAGCCUCACAAGAUAAUCAGGAGAGAAUGGAAACUUCUACAAGCUUUAACCAGUGCUCUGCUGGACACUGAUAGAAGUCACAAGACUGCUAUAUAUUGCUGAUGAGAAAAGGGAUUUAGCAGUUUAUAUUUACUAAAAUAAUUGCAUUUCCAUGUUCUGUGUACUGCAGAAGACUGGAUAUAGUGAAUGCAGGGUCUGUGGGAGACCAGAUAUAG